Monopterus albus (swamp eel) is the source of this 3612-nucleotide messenger RNA. It is a transcript of the gene csnk1da, whose product is annotated as casein kinase 1, delta a. The transcript is spliced from 10 exons. The record is from RefSeq and is a predicted model, not a curated record. Gene Ontology annotation, molecular function: protein kinase activity; ATP binding. Gene Ontology annotation, biological process: protein phosphorylation. NCBI's taxonomy places the organism in Eukaryota, Metazoa, Chordata, Actinopteri, Synbranchiformes, Synbranchidae. The coding region runs from base 269 to 1486 and encodes 405 amino acids.
UGAUGUCAGACUCAUCCAGUAGAUCGCCGAACACAGAAAGCAGCAAGAGGAUCUGAGCUCAAUCGUUAACGCUAUCUUAUUCACAUCUGUCUUCAUCCGCAGAGAAUUAAAGCUUAUCGAUAACAAAAACGUCGAGAGCAAGAAGUACACACUUGUACAUUUCCAACAAGCGCAGUAUUGCCACAAUAUGAGACUCGAGCUUUAUACUUGAACAUUUUUGGAUAUUUUGGAGCUAGCGAGUUCGCUUGCUAGCCGACCACCGAUUGCCAUGGAGUUGAGAGUGGGAAACCGAUACAGACUGGGCAGGAAAAUUGGAAGUGGAUCAUUUGGAGACAUUUACCUCGGUACGGAUAUCUCUGUUGGAGAGGAGGUAGCCAUCAAAUUGGAAUGUGUGAAGACCAAACACCCACAGCUCCACAUAGAGAGCAAAAUCUACAAGAUGAUGCAGGGUGGAGUGGGUAUUCCGACAAUAAAGUGGUGUGGCGCAGAGGGCGACUACAAUGUGAUGGUGAUGGAGCUGCUGGGGCCCAGCCUGGAGGAUCUGUUUAACUUCUGCUCUCGGAAGUUCAGCCUCAAGACGGUGCUGCUGCUGGCUGACCAGAUGAUCAGCCGUAUUGAAUACAUCCACUCCAAGAAUUUCAUCCACAGAGAUGUGAAGCCAGACAACUUUCUGAUGGGGCUGGGUAAGAAGGGCAACUUGGUCUACAUCAUCGACUUCGGCCUGGCCAAGAAGUACCGCGAUGCCCGCACACACCAGCACAUCCCCUAUCGUGAGAACAAAAACCUGACCGGCACAGCCCGCUAUGCCUCCAUAAACACACAUCUAGGCAUUGAACAGUCCAGACGGGACGAUCUGGAGUCGCUGGGAUAUGUUCUCAUGUACUUCAACCUGGGUUCUCUGCCCUGGCAAGGCCUCAAAGCCGCUACCAAGAGGCAGAAGUACGAACGCAUAAGUGAGAAGAAAAUGUCCACGCCCAUUGAGGUCCUCUGCAAAGGCUAUCCAUCGGAGUUUGCCACCUACUUGAACUUUUGCCGCUCGCUGCGGUUCGACGACAAACCCGACUACUCGUAUCUCCGCCAGCUGUUCAGGAACCUCUUCCACAGACAGGGCUUCUCCUACGACUAUGUCUUCGACUGGAACAUGCUCAAAUUUGGUGCAAACAGAGCUGUGGAGGAUGCAGAGAGGGAGCGCCGAGAGCGGGAGGAGCGGCUGAGGCACAGUAGGAACCCCGGGGCCAGGGGCAUGCCCUCAGCCUCAGGUAGAGCCAGGGUGGCUCAGGAAGUGGCAGCCCCUUCCCCACUCAACCCAGCAGCACACCCAGGUGUGGAGAAAGAGAGGAAAGUAAGCAUGCGUCUUCAUCGUGGAGCACCUGUGAACAUCUCAUCCUCGGACCUGACAGGACGCCAGGACGCAUCCCGCAUGUCCGCCUCACAGGCUCUGUCCCGGGUCACACCCAGCGGCCUCCAGCCUGCAGCUCCACGGUGAAACCCUCCCAUUAACCCAUGCACCAUGGAGGCCUCAACAUAUACCACUUUCCGCCCACACACUCACACACCCGCACACACACAAACACACACACACAGGACUCUUAAAUGACACAGCAGAGCUACCAACCAGUGCACAAGAGUCUGGCUGUGCUCUUGUUUACUUGACAGAGGCAGAGUUGCACAGCCAGGAGUGUGCGAGUGUGAGAGUGAGAGUGAGAGAGCAGGAUGGGUGGAGUGCAGUUUGCAUUAACCACCUUGGCAAAGGUGCAGCCACAGCCUCUAUUCUUCUUCUCCCAUGGAAGAUGUGGAAACACUCCCCCUCCUCCUUGUUGAUAAAGCCAUGGAGUCAUUGUUCUCUGGCACAAUUUUUUUUUUUAACUUUGGUAUUCCUUUUUUUUUAUUCUUUAGCAUUAAAACUUCUCUUACACCAGCUCCACUGGCCCGACAUGACAAGAGUUUGAAAAUGGAGGAUGAGUCUCUUAGCUAUGAAGUCAAGAGAACAUGUGAUCCAUUGUGGCACUUUUAAAAGACAGCACCUCAACUUUGUCCUGAAAGACUUCUCAAAUCCUGAAAGUCAAUAGUCUCUCUCUUGUUCUCUUUUCCUUUUUUUUUUUUUUUUUUUUAAGGUGUUUGAGGUUUGACUUUAAAGUUAGGCUGACACCCAUUGUUUUUAAAAUGGGACAAAAGGCCUUUUAUCAUUCUGUUUUCAAAAGUGAUCCCAUAGUUAAAGGGGUUUUUGUUGUUAUCCUCCUCAGGUGCAUUGGAUCCAGGAUGUUGUAGUAAAUAAUAUUAAAAAAAAACAUGCAGCACAUUUCUCUCUGUCUUCAGGUUAUGUGCUGCUAGGGAAAGCUGUGACUGGGAUGUUAAAAUAGCUGGGAUCUCCAUCUGUCCACUGAACGGAUGAGAUCUCCUUUCUAAACCAGGUGCAUAGUGAUGUGUUUUUGUGUGUGUGCAUUUGUGUGGUUCUUUCUUAGGGUUAUACAAGCGCAAAGUGGCGGGGAUGAACAUGUUAAUUUGUCCUGUUUUGAACUCAGUUGUCUCCUUGACCUCACUCCAGACCAUCUGUCUGAGUCCAUUUUGAGGCAAAAUGCAGUUUGCUUUUACCUAGAUCUUGCAAACCUUAUCAAAAUUUCAGCAUAUUGUAACUUGCUUAUCUGGAUGUGGCUUUCUAGUACUUGCUCAGGAGGCACUACAAACAGAAAGCUAAUGCCAAGACGGCAUUAAACUGUACAACAGUGACAAUGAUGUUUAAUUUGUGACAGUGUGCAGGAUGUGUUAUAACCGGGUAAUGGCCCAAGCCAUUAUUUCUAACCUUGAUCGAAAUCACUUAAUAUCAUGUAUGUGCCAUUACACAAUAUUUUACUACAUCUGAACUAUGAAAACUUUGGUAAAGAGAGUCAGUUUAGGUGACAUGUCAUUGUCAGUGGACAAAUUUAAAGGCAAACUCCACCAAGUUUACACAUAGAUAUCUGUUUCUUAGGCAUGAUCAGACAGAACACAAUAAGAUGAGAGAUACACAGGGACAAAAAAAAAAAUCAUCAGGCUUAAUGUGAGCAGCAGAAGUCAAUUAAAACAUGGAUCAUACCUGCUCGGUCAGUGCUAAUCCUAAAUUGUCAGAUUAGGGAUAUCCACCUUGGCGUGAUGAGAGAAUCCAGGCAGAAAAUGGACAGUGUGCUUUAACGACAGGCUGAAUGGAGGUGAGGAGGUCUUGGAGAGCCAUGGACUGAGUGUAUGGCUGAGUCCCAACAAUACCGGAGCUACCAGCCUCACAUGGCUCUUCUCAGUGACUUGUAUUUCUGUCAAGAGGAGAUUUGAUCAGUGCAGCGGGUUGAACUGACCAAUUUUGACCCUGACCUGCCAAUUUUGAAGUAGAAAAUUCUUAAAUGUAUUAGACUGGUUGCAAAGUAUUGUAGGGAAUUUUCUGUAGUUAAGGGGGAAGAGGGUGUAGUGCUGAUUUGUACAUGUUUUGUUAUUGUGUGUUGAAUGUGCCUGCUCUGCCGACCAUUCUACAUGAGCUACUGUACGGUUUCGGAUGAUGAGUGUGUGUAGGUGUAGGGACUAGGAAUGCCUCACUUCAUUAGGCAUAAAAAAAAGAAAAAAAUGUAAAAACCCAGACUUGAAAAA